CGACCGGGCCCGGAGCCCAGCCGGCGCGGGUGGGUGCAGCUUUCCCGACUCGCUGGCUGGAUCCCGGCACUCCGUGCGCCUCCAGAGCGCCGGGAGGACCAGGCGGGCGCCUUGUCCGCCUUUGUCCUCCGCGGUGUAACGCGCGCACAGCCCGGGGCCCGAGGGCCACCCCGCCCCCGGUGAUGCUCCCCGCUUGCGGUCCAGGCGGGGCGUGGCUCCUUCCUGAGGGACACCUGGCCGAGAGCUCUUUCUAACGGUACCGGCACCGGGGCGCACCGCCCUGGCUUGGUUUCCGGCCCCUGGGGGUUUCUGUUUGUGUCAGCACCUCCCCGGGCGAGGGCCUGGCCCCGUGGAUGAUCCCGGGGGCCGGCCUUUGCUCCUGGGGGAGAAGCUUCGGCAUGCAGAGGUGUGUACACGGUCUGCUGGAUGACCUGGAGCUAGCGAUCCUAUGGAAUGAAACCGUGGAGCUUUUCCGCGCCGGGAUGCCGGUCCGGAAGCACCGCUGUCGCUUCAAGAGCUACGAGCGUUGCUUCACAGCAGCCGAAGCCGCGGACUGGCUGCACGAGCUGCUGAGGUGCAGUCAGAACUUCGGCCCGGAAGUGACUCGGAAACAAACGGUGCAGCUGCUCAAAAAAUUCCUGAAGAAUCACGUCAUUGAAGACAUCAAGGGGAGAUGGGGCCAGGAAGACUUUGAAGACAAUCGGCACCUCUACAGGUUUCCUCCUUCCUCACCUCUGAAACCAUAUCCGAAAAAGCCCUCAUCCCAAAAGGAUGUUAUUAAGUUCCCAGCGUGGAGUGAUCCCCCGCCAGGCACUUCGCAGGAGAACAUCCCAGUGAGGCCGAUUGUGAUGAACUCUGAGAUGUGGUACAAACGGCACAGCAUUGCCAUUGGAGAGGUGCCAGCUUGCCGACUCGUCCGCCGCAGACAGCUGACUGAGGCCAAUGUGGAAGAGAUUUGGAAGUCUAUGACAUUAUCAUAUCUACAGAAAAUCCUUGGUCUGGAUUCUUUAGAAGAAGUUUUAGACAUCAAGCUUGUCAAUGCUAAGUUCAUCAUGCAUAACGUGUACAGUGUCAGCAAGCAGGGAGUUGUUGUCCUCGAUGACAAGUCAAAAGAACUUCCUCACUGGGUACUGUCAGCUAUGAAGUGUUUGGCAAAUUGGCCCAACUGUUCUGAUUUGAAGCAGCCCAUGUACUUGGGUUUUGAAAAGGAUGUAUUUAAAACUAUAGCGGAUUACUACGGUCACUUGAAAGAGCCGUUACUCACAUUUCAUCUGUUUGAUGCAUUUGUCAGCGUAUUAGGUAAGUUGAGACGUAGUGAACAAGGAUGUGCGUUAUUGAUGUUGAAUAAUUGCAUUUUUCAUUAUCUUGAGGCUCUUCUUAGAGAAUUGAAUCUCCACAUGCAGAAGUAUCAAGCAAGACUUGUACCUUACACAAAAAUCCACUCAAAAUGGAUCAAAGACCUAAAUUCACAACACAAUAUCAACAUUGUGGAAAUUCUGCAAGACAUUGGCAUAGGCAAAGAGUUCUUCACAAAAACCCCAGAGAUUCAGUGUGUGGCCAGGUGUCUUUCAGAGUGUGCACCCUGUGCCUUGGGUCAUUUCUCAUUGACUAUUCAUGUUUGCCCUUUGAAAAUUAGAAUUAGAUGUUGCCCAGUUCAGGGUGGGGGAAAGACUCCUUUGUGUGUCUUCACCAAUCUGCUUCCCUUUUUUCAGAUGGUCCAGACAUUUUCCCGUUGCAUCUUGUGUUCCAAGGACGAAGUGGACCUGGAUGAGUUACUAGCCGCUAGGUUGGUAACGUUUCUAAUGGACAAUUACCAGGAGAUUCUGAAAGUCCCCUUGGCUUUGCAGACCUCUAUAGAGGAGCGUGUGGCUCAUCUACGAAGAGUGCAGAUAAAAUACCCAGGAGCUGAUAUGGAUAUCACUUUAUCUGCUCCAUCAUUUUGCCGUCAAAUUAGUCCGGAGGAAUUUGAAUACCAAAGGGCGUACGGCUCUCAGGAACCACUGGCAGCCUUGCUGGAGGAAGUCAUAGCGGAUGCCAAACUCUCCAGCAAAGAGAAGAAGAAAAAGCUGAAGCAGUUUCAGAAAUCCUAUCCUGAAGUCUACCAAGAACGAUUUCCUACACCAGAAAGUGAAGCACUUCUGUUUCCUGAAAAAUCCAGGCCCAAACCGCAGCUGCUCAUGUGGGCGCUGAAAAAGCCUUUCCAGCCGUUUCAAAGAACGAGAAGCUUCCGGAUGUGACGCUCGUGUGGCGGCCGAGGCCCCAGCCCACUGCUGUUCGGAGCGAAUGGGUGCUUUGGGAGGAGGACUGUGGGGGAGCACGAAAGGAAAAGAGAGACCCUGAAACAGAAAGAUGAUCUGACUUUCGAAAAAUUGAGCCGUUAUCAGUAUUUUUGUAAAAGUCAAUGCUGUUUUUAAAAUGGACAAAUCAAUUAAAAAAAUGCGACAGUAUGUAGGUGUAUAAUGAACAUGUUUGUAAUUGUUAAAAAUCUGGGUAUUUUCAUCUUGUUAUUUGUUGUCUUCCAUGGUGUCUAUAAAAGGAUAGUGUGUAUAUCCUGGUUACUUGUGUCUGUUGUCAGCAAGUCUUAGACAUACUGUAUGUUCUUGAAGAAGAAAGACACUGGGUACUGUUACUGUGAUGCUAUCAACUUAAUGGCCAACUGUGAUUUCUCCUGUGUACCAUAUGGUUUUCAUUGUUAUACAGAAAAUUUCCGUGUCUUACAUUGUGAUGGUUCUGUUGGAUGUUAUUACAGAUUUUACUAAAAGCUGGUUCUUUUAGGACAUAUCCAUGAGUUACGGUUUACCUGUAAGUGGAGUAGAUUUUCAUCUACCCAGGAUGGUGUAAUUUUACUCUUUGCUAAAGAUGGAAGACUGAAUUGUAAAAUUUUUUUGAUCCUCAUAGUUUUAUGAUUUUAUAAGUCAAAUUUGGGUUGUUUUUGUAAAAAAAAGGAAAAAAGAGAUACAAAGGAGCUAAGUAAAAUGAGACUAUUUUCUUUAUAAAUAUAGUUUUUCCAACUUUUUUAUCCCUUUGAAAGAAAUGAAAUGGAAUGUAAAUAAAUUUUGGGGUUUUGUGUU
Oryctolagus cuniculus (rabbit) is the source of this 3071-nucleotide messenger RNA. NCBI's taxonomy places the organism in Eukaryota, Metazoa, Chordata, Mammalia, Lagomorpha, Leporidae. The record is from RefSeq and is a predicted model, not a curated record.